Messenger RNA from Tarenaya hassleriana, 918 nucleotides. RefSeq names its product UDP-glycosyltransferase 71D1-like. The transcript is spliced from 3 exons. NCBI's taxonomy places the organism in Eukaryota, Viridiplantae, Streptophyta, Magnoliopsida, Brassicales, Cleomaceae. The record is from RefSeq and is a predicted model, not a curated record. Bases 1 to 918 code for a protein of 305 amino acids. Gene Ontology annotation, molecular function: UDP-glycosyltransferase activity.
AUGACUUCUUGUGUGAUUAUGCUAAUGAGCAAAGUUGACUUUGCCCUUUUCUUUGAUGAGCAGAUCAAACAGUUCGUCUGGAAAAAGGGGCUGAGGAAGGGAAGAUUGAUCAAACCCAUAUCACCUUUUUCUGCAGAGAUGAAAGGAGCAGAGCUCAUCUUCAUCCCGACUCCGGGUUCUGGUCACUUGGUCUCGGUCCUUGAAUUUGCAAAACGCUUGCUCGAUCAAGAUGACAUGAUUUGGAUGACUAUCAUCUUGAUGAAGUAUCUGCUUGAGAAACAGAGCAAUGACACGUCAAAGUUCGAGAGAAACUCUGAUACUGGAUUGGUGAUUCCGGGCUUCGUAAACCUCGUUCCUUCAAAGUGCUCUACGGAUAAUUUCCUCGGUCAGCAGGGUUGUUACCCUUCUGUAUACACUAUCGGCCCCAUGCCCGGGUUGCAGGCCCCUCCUCCUCACUCUGGUCUGGAUCUCAAUCGUCAGAGUGAGUUGAUUGAAUGGCCCGAUGACCAACCCGAGUGUUCGGUUGUAUUCCUUUGUUUUGGAAGUGGUGGUAUUCUUGGAGAUCAUCAGGUGAAGGAAAUAACAAAAGGGCUUGAGCAGAGUGGGUGCAGGUUCAUAUGGUCAAUCCGAACUCACCAACCAAAUGCCGGUGAUCUUCUGCCCGAGGGCUUCCUCGAGGGUGUCGGCGGGUGGGGAAUGAUUUGCGGGUGGACUCCGCAGCUGGAGAUACAGUCUCACAAGUCAGUAGGAGGUUUUGUAUCUCAUUGCCUGUGGAGUUCGAUACUUGAGAGUCACGUGGCCAAUUUAGCUGGGCAACAACUUAAAGCCUUCAUGACGGUCGAGGAAUUCGGACUCGCGGUGGACAUGAGGCUUGAUUUCAGGGGAAACGGCGACGAUGCUUUCAGGGGUAACGGCUAA